Messenger RNA from Ostertagia ostertagi, 561 nucleotides. NCBI's taxonomy places the organism in Eukaryota, Metazoa, Nematoda, Chromadorea, Rhabditida, Trichostrongylidae. The record is from the annotation of a GenBank genome assembly.
UGCAGUGGAUUCGACUCAACAACCGACAUUUUUCGGAGUUUCAGCUUAAUAUUCAAACUUCCAGGCCAAAUUCUCGAGAAUUCACCUGCCGAGAAAUGCGGACGUUUGAAAGUUGGCGAUCGAGUGGUAGCAGUGAAUGGAAUUGAUAUCCUGAAUUUGACGCAUGGGGAGAUAGUCAAUCUCAUCAAGGCGUCUGGCCUGACCGUACGGCUGACCAUCGCUGCUUCGAUGCCGGAUGGUAGUCCACUGGCGUCAAGUACAUUGAACCGCUCAGUCAUUCCCAACGCAUACGUACCAUCUCCUCCGUCAACCUUCGUUCCUCCUCCGCCCGUGUUCCAGAACGGCAGUUUCUACGCCACACUUGGACGGAACUCGAACUAUUCGUCGUUUCCGCCGCCAGCGAUGACGGCAUCGACGCCGUUCUCAUACACGAAUGGCUCCGCGAUAAAGACUUCAUCGAACUACUCGUCCUAUCCCGAAAAUACACGUCCUAUCUACACAAUGUCACAUCUGAACGGGCAACUGAACGGAAUGAGCCUAAACAAUCCAGUUCCGCCAGAG